UCAGAAGGAACAGAAAGUGUGAUUGGGAGUGAGGUGAUGCCUUUAGACUAUGGGAGCAUGGACUCGGAGAGUAGUCCAUCCCCAUCUAGUUUGGAGAAGACGGUGGAGGGGAUGAGAGGGGAUGAGGUGGUGGAGGUUGGGGGGAACGAGGUGGUAGGGGUUGAGGGAGAUAGCAUACCCAUCACGGUAGUAGAAGUAGAGGGUAGAGGGGAGAGAGAUUAUGAUGGGAAUGCAAAGAUAGUGGAGGAGGUGAAGCAGUACCGAUCUGAACUAAGGACCAGGGAUAGCCUGGGUCACUUAGUAGAAACGUACGAGAUCUCUUCCCGAGUGUUAGUUAGGCCAGCUGGAGUAGAGGAGAGGGCGUGCUCUACUCCUCGGGAUCACUGGAUGCCUGUGUAUUCCCACUAUUUGAUAGCGGGACUUAGGUUUCCACUUCCUGAGUUGCUAAUAGGUUUAUUGCUAGAUUACAACAUAGGGUUGACACAGUUGGUCCCCAACGCAAUGAGGGUAAUAAUAUGUUUUUUACUUUAUUGCCGAGCUCAGGGGAUUAGUGUGCCAACUGUAAAUAUGGGGGCUAGGUGGUUUAUCAACAGCACCUUCCCCGAAAUGGACAAACGCAACGCGCGGGAGGAGGCUCUGAGGUACGGAGGAGCAUCUGUUGUGAAGCAAGUUCUUGAGAGCACGAGUUGGGUGAAUGGUCUAGCCCAGCAGUUCAGGGAGAGUACGAGGGAGCGCGCACUCUUGCAGAGGCAGUGUGACCAGCUGCAGAAGGAGAAGGAUGAGCUGGAGAAGAAAAAUAAAGAUCUGCAAGAGUCGUUGGACGAGGUGGUUCCAACUGCUGGAGCAGGAGAGCUGACGAAGGAGGCUUUCUUGGAGCUGAAGGGGAAUGUGCAGACCUUGGUGCACAAUUGGAUGAAGGAGCACAUCAGCAACUUCAUCAGCUCCAGCUCGUUUGACAACAUCGUCAACUUAUACCGGCUACCUACUGCCAUCAUUGCAUUCACGGACUGCAGGAAGAAGGUGAAGGCAGAAUAUCCCAAAGUGGAUAUUACGAAGAUCACCUUCGGAGAGCAAGAAGAAGGAGUGGAGGAAGAUGGUGAGAGAAUAUCAGCAGACCUCCGUCCUCAGAUCAAACUGAGGUGGGAGGAUGAUGCAAACGGACGUGCUGUUUUCCCUCCACAGUUCGACUUCGAGUUAGUGGCAGUGGAGGAAGAAGGGGCAGAGGUAGAGGAAGACAAGAUGGAGGCAGGAGCGGGGGGAGCAGAAGUGGACAAGUGCCAACCAAUUCUAGAAGUGGAGAUUCAUCCAGUUCCCUCUGACGAUGAGCGGCCUCUUCUGCCAAACCAACAGCAGCCAACACAGCCACCUUCGCCAGCUGAGCAGGAGCCAGCGGAGCUACCUUUCCCACAAGAAAAAUAAUUUUGUUUGUUUUUUAAUUUUUUGUAAAGACAUUUAAACAGUUUGUAAUACUUAUAUUAUUUUGAAUGAAAGUUUAUUCUUGAAAUUAUGUGUUUAUUUGUGUUUGCCUGUUUGUUAUUGUAUAUUGAUAGAAGAACUGAGACUACUUUAAAAAGAAAGUUAAUAAAAAGAAGUUAAUCAC
Messenger RNA from Rubroshorea leprosula, 1600 nucleotides. The record is from the annotation of a GenBank genome assembly. Lineage: Eukaryota; Viridiplantae; Streptophyta; Magnoliopsida; Malvales; Dipterocarpaceae.